Molecule: messenger RNA, 1026 nt
Organism: Volvox carteri f. nagariensis
Lineage: Eukaryota; Viridiplantae; Chlorophyta; Chlorophyceae; Chlamydomonadales; Volvocaceae
Exons: 9
Molecular function (GO): metallopeptidase activity
Source: RefSeq, a predicted model, not a curated record
AUGGCAGUCCGAAGCACCCAUGAGGACGGCAAGACCGAAGAAUGCGUCCUGCGCGUCGUUAAUAAAUCCAAUUGUCGGGUAAAGGUGGUAUGGGUCGGCUUCGACGCAAAGGAAGCCUGUUACAUGGAGCUCGAACCGGGGCAUGCCAGGCCACAACAGACCUACACUACACACUUGUGGCGCAUCCGCUUCGCAGACACGGACACUCUGGUGGGCGAAUACGCAGGCCCCUCCGCACUGCUUGAGGUGCCCUCCGCGGGCCCCCUCCGCAUCAGCCCCUGGUCCGCCACCGCCCCGCCACCCCGACCCGAGUGGGGCAGCUACUGCAAACGGGGGGAGGCGCUGGGCAUUGAAAUCUGGUCAUACGAAUGCGUGGAUCCGCGUGCCGUACGAAUCGCCGAGCAUAUUGUACGGCGGAUGCUGGAGGCCUCCCCUUCUGAUGUGGUUGAUCGGUUGGCGGGCGGCCGUGACACGGAUUCCACAACCCGGGGGUUGGGGGGCACCCUGGAGAGCCCUACCACCAGCUGCGGGGAGGAGAACCUGCUUAUGGAGGAUGAUAGGUUCUACCCCACGGAGAACAUUCUGGUGCACGAGUUCGGGCACGCGGUGAUGAACAUGGGACUGGCCGCGGAGGACAGAGCCGCCGUAAAGCGACUGUACAACAAAGCUUACCGAAGCGGCCUGUACGACAAGGGGGCGUACAUCAUGGAGAAUGAGGACGAGUACUGGGCCGAGGGGACACAGGCCUGGUUUGACGCCACCAUUCGUACGGACGUCACCUCGGGUGUCAACACGCGGGGGCAGCUGCAGCAGAGGGACCCAGGGCUGGCCGCAUUGAUGGCUCGAGUGUACGGAGAUGGGUCCUGGAGGUACCCUCUGGACAGCCCCCGGCCCUUUCGAUGUCAUCACACCCCGCCUGAGGACCCCAGGCAACAACCCCCCGCGAGCAUGGACGCUGCGACCACCUCAGAGUCGAAGCAAGAGCCCGCCGCUUUCGAACCCAACCCGAGCUCUGAAACCCGGCAG